This is a messenger RNA of Parastagonospora nodorum SN15, 1566 nucleotides long. RefSeq lists its product as hypothetical. NCBI's taxonomy places the organism in Eukaryota, Fungi, Ascomycota, Dothideomycetes, Pleosporales, Phaeosphaeriaceae. The transcript is spliced from 3 exons. The record is from RefSeq and is a predicted model, not a curated record. The coding region runs from base 1 to 1566 and encodes 521 amino acids.
AUGGCACCGACAUCUCCUGUUAUGCAGCCUACUUUGCCCUCCGUCCGUUCCUCCCGAAGAGAUCGAACGAGCAUAAACAUCGGGCCCGACCAGUCAAUAGACACCGAACCGAUACUAUCCUGUUUGCCGUGUCUGCUUGGCGAAGAUACGGAAUGUUGUUAUUCUUCACGCCUGGAAGAUGUCCAGGGACAACAGCCUCAUGCAAGCUUGACCAAGGUCGAGACCGCUAUCAUGGGCGAGGUUGCAGAUUGGUGGCAGUCGGAAUAUGUGGAUGAGUUCUGGGCACCGAGGAACAAGCAACAACGUCGUAUCCCUGCUGCAAGCCAGAAACUCGAAAAUGCUGUCGGGCGGAUUACCAAUCGGCGCCGAUUCGAGCCUGCAGCUGGUCACCACGCUCGAGCAUCUUCAGAGACGGCUGCAUGGCCCGGCCUAUAUACCGGACCCACAGUUGAGGAUAAUCUCGCAGAGAUGGCCACAUUGCGGCGGCGGCAACGACAUAGCAGCGGGCGCGUACCAUGCUUCCCAGCAAGCGGUUGGACAGACGGCUCUUCGUCACCAGGAGAAGAUCAUGGCCGUGAAACUUCAAGCUCGUCAGCAGAGUCCAACUCUUCUUCACAACCAGGCUUUUUCUCAAGGCUAAUAUGCCAGCCGUCGAUCCCCAAAAAUCCACGACGCAAGUACAACACGCUUUUCACGAGUUUGACAACAAGAAGAGGGAAGCCCGCUGGCACUCUGCGCACCAGGUCCAGUUCAUCAAAGGUACAUCACAAUCGCCCAAAGGCUUUGCGAGCUUUCACGGAGCAUACUGUCCAGCGCAUACCUUCUAUGCUCCGCCUUCGUCAGACGCAAUCCGCACCUCGAUUUGAGGCAGACGAGGCAAGCCCUACCAUCGGUCUCCAUGAAUCGCGACGGCACAGCUCGAACCCAUCGAUCGGCAGCGCGCUGAACUAUCCUUGUGAGAUUCCACAGAUACGCCGUAUAUCAGCUACUCCGGCAGCCAGCCAGUAUGAUCGACAGAUGUCCUAUGCAGUGCGAUUUUGUGGAAGAGGUGAUCUCCUCAAAGAGGAUGAGUACCUGGAUCCGAGUGAGACGACUUCACCUCUUUCUUCUAUCAGCACAGUCCUGAACUCGGACGACACCCCUCGCAACGUUCUCCGCCCACCCGAACUGGACCCAAAAGCCCUCUCGCCGCGUGCAGUAUCUCCACGCAGAAUCACGACAGUACCUGAUCAGCCCGAUGACUACUUCGCCUCUGUCCGCGCCGCGACGCACGUACACGACGACAAGUACGAUAACAUUGACAGUGAAGAUCGGCUAUUGGAAGAGCGCGAAGCUGCCGGGCCAAAUAUCGAUGAUAGCCCAAGUUUGCAGCGCAUCUUUGCGAGAAUGGAUGCAGACUCGGAGAGCUAUAUGAGCGACGACCAAUCGGACGAUAGUGAUCUAGAAAGAGAUAGGAAGCGGAGGAGUAUCUUGUCGGAACCAAGUAGCGUCAGCGAUCAGAUUGUGGAAAGGUUCGGAUUUCGCAGACAGGACAGCAGGCUCACAGAUAGGCUUACAGACGACUGA